GUUAACGGGUUAUCGGGCGGAGAUGGUCGGCGGCGGCGGCGGAGGGAGGACGAGGGUGGGGAAGUAUGAGCUUGGGAGGACGCUGGGAGAGGGGACGUUUGCGAAGGUGAAGUUUGCGAGGAACAUGGAGACUGGUGAACACGUAGCCAUCAAGAUUCUCGACAAGGAGAAGGUCUUGAGGCAUAAAAUGAUUGGCCAGAUUAAACGAGAAAUCACUACUAUGAAAUUAAUCAAGCACCCAAACAUCAUACGGAUGUAUGAGGUGAUGGCCAGCAAGACCAAGAUAUAUAUUGUUUUGGAGUUUGUGACUGGCGGUGAGCUCUUUGACAAAAUUGCUAGUCGCGGGAGGUUGAAGGAGGAUGAAGCGAGAAAAUAUUUUCAGCAGUUAAUCAAUGCUGUAGACUACUGUCACAGCAGAAGUGUCUUUCAUAGGGACUUGAAGCCAGAAAAUCUAUUGUUGGAUGCUAGUGGGGCUCUCAAAGUAUCAGAUUUUGGGCUAAGUGCACUACCUCAACAAGUUCGUGACGAUGGCUUGCUUCACACAACAUGUGGUACUCCAAAUUACGUUGCUCCUGAGGUGAUCAAUAACAAGGGAUAUGAUGGGGCUAAAGCGGAUCUUUGGUCAUGUGGAGUAAUCCUUUUCGUCCUUAUGGCGGGUUACCUUCCUUUUGAAGAUUCUAAUCUUAUGGCACUAUAUAAAAAGAUAUUUAAAGCAGAAUUCUCGUGCCCUGUUUGGUUCUCCACAAGUGCAAAGAAACUUAUCAAGAGAAUUUUGGAUCCCAAUCCCCAAACUCGUAUUACUAUCUCUGAAGUGAUAGAGAAUGAGUGGUUCAAGAAAGGCUACCAGCCACCAAGUUUUGAAACUGUGGAUGUCAAUCUGGAUGAUGUUCACAGUAUUUUCAAUGAAUCGGGGGAGCUGGCGAAUCUUGUUGUUGAGAGACGAGAUGAAAGACCCUCUGUGAUGAAUGCAUUUGAACUUAUUUCCACAUCUCAGGGCUUGAAUCUAGGAACCCUAUUUGAGAAACCAAUGGGGCUUGUGAAGCGGGAAACAAGAUUUACUUCAAAACUACCUGCAGAUGAGAUUCUCUCGAAAAUUGAGCAAGCAGCAACCCCGUUGGGAUUCAAUGUUGAGAAGCGCAAUUAUAAGUUGAAGCUGCAAGGUGAGAAGAGCGGAAGAAAAGGCCAUUUAUCUAUAGCUACAGAGGUUUUCGAAGUAGCGCCUUCGCUGUGCAUGGUGGAGCUCCGUAAGGCAAAGGGAGACACUCUCGAGUUCCAUAAGUUCUAUAAGAACAUGUCGACGGGAUUGAAAGAUAUCGUAUGGCAUCAACAAGAAGAGGCGAAGGGUGCAGCAGCUUCAGAUAUGGUCAUUUUCCUUUUCGAGAUCGAGAGGAAUCGAGAGAUAGAUAUGAGAGAGGAGGUGAUAAGCUCGGGGACAGUGGAUCCAGUUCCUGCGGUUGGUAGAUCCGCUUCUCCUCCCCAAACUCCGGCGGCGAGUUCUGCUGGGGCAUCUUCACCUGCUGUGCCUACAAAUGUAGGCAGCAUAGAUUGGUUGGGCAGUGCACAAGGUUCUAAAGGUGGCUCUCAAUCUGGUAUUGGUCAGCAGCCCCCGAAAACAUCCUUGAGCACAAAUGCUAUCGCUGAUGGUUCUACUCGGGGUUCCUCACAACCUUUGUGUAGGCCAUGGGAGCGAGGGGAUUUACUUUGCCGUCUUGCCACAUUUAAGCCCUCAAACUGGUCAGGGAAACCAAAGGGAGCCAGUUCCUUGUCUUGUGCCAGGAGAGGUUGGGUGAAUGCUGAUGUUGACAAAAUUGAAUGUGAGGCAUGUGGUGCACAUCUUAAUUUUCCUGAAUUGUCAUCAUCGUUGCCUCAUGAAGUUGACGGUGCUGGAGAAGCAUUUGCUGAGCAUCUUGACGCAGGGCACAAAGUUACCUGUCCUUGGAAAGGAAAUUGUUGUGCUGAUAGUUUGGUGCAAUUCCCUCCAACCCCGCCAUCAGCGCUUACUGGAGGCUACAAGGACCGGUUUGAUGGGCUGCUGCAAUUUCUCUGUCUUCCUGUAAUAGCUUCCUCUGCAAUUGAGGUUAUGAAACUCUCAAGGGGUGCACAGAUUGACCGUUUUUUGUUAACGCCACGUUCAUUUUCUUCUGGGGACUUGGGUUCAAAAGCAGACAGCAUGCCACUAUCAGAAUUCUCGCGAGAGGAUGCAUUUAGUACUUACUCUCAAGCCCAAAAGCUUAUAAGCUUGUGCGGAUGGGAACCAAGAUGGCUCCCAAAUGUGCUAGACUGUGAAGAACAUUCAGCUCAAUCCACCAAAAAUGCGUGCUCCUUUUGCCCAACUGGUGAUGAACCCCAUUAUUCUCACUUUGGUGAAGGUAGCAAGAGUAUGUUCUCUGCCCCAGCUAAAAAAGACAAAGGAAAGCAGAAAAAGUCUGCUCAAGAGUCUAGGUGUAGUUUGAGGUCUCCUUUAUUAGAUUGUAACUUGUGCGGAGUGACUGUCAGAAUCUUGGACUUUCUUACUGUUCCUCGCCCCGCUCGAUUUGGUCCCAAUAUCGGUAACACAGAUAAUGGAAAAAGGCCGGUGUUGACACGUGGAGCUAGUGCAGCCAGUGGAAUCAAUGGAUGGGUUGGUGCUGAUAGAGUAGAGAAGGAAAGGAUAGAGGAUCAUGAUGAAGCAGCGACGAGUGAUGUGGGGAAAUCAGUUUCGAAUGCUGGCAUGGAUCUCAAUCUGACAAUGGCUGGAGGAUUACCAUCUACACAGUCUGCCAUGCCUGUAAUGUUGGAGCAGUUAGAUGAUCGUGGUAUGGGUAGAGAUCUCAUAAUUGGUCAGCCUUCUGGUAGCGAGGUUGGUGAUCGUGCAGCUUCAUAUGAGUCUCGGGGUCCAAGCACUAGGAAACGCAACCUGGAGGAAGGUGGGAGCACAGUGGACAGGCCACAGGACAGGAUUCAGCAUGCAGAUAGCAUUGAAGGGACUGUUAUAGAUCGUGAUGCUGAUGAAAUAGAUGAUUCCCACAAUUCAGAUGGUCCCAUAAAGCGUUCCCGUAAAUUAGACAUUUUUGAUACCUAUCAUUCCUCGCGCAGGGUAGAUUCUUCAGGUGCUGGUCCCAGCCGUAAUAUGAGCCUUGAUAUUGAUAUAGAUGUUAACAGAGUUGAUUCUUUUAAAGAAGGAAGUGACUUUGCUGUAGGUCAUCCAUCCACUAGAGAUUCUGCUCGUGCAUCAUCCGUUGUUGCUAUGGAUACCAUUGGCCAUAGCGCUGACGAAGAUUCUAUGGAAAGUGUUGAAAAUUAUCCAGGAGAUUUUAAUGAUGUUCAUCUACCAUCUCCAAGCAUGUAUAGAAACCUUGACAUGAAUUAUGCAUUGGAACCAAAUUUCAGCAAUCAAGCACAGCAGAGCAGCUGCUUACAGCCUGCUGCUGGAAGUGUUGCUCACGAUAUGGGAGGCAGCAGUACCAAUGAAGGGGAAGAAAUCCUUAAUGCCGAAACUGUUACUGCUUAUGCAAGGGACAGGCUCAGUAUAGGUAUCAGUGGGGGAAGCGUCGGUAUGGGGGCAAGCCAUGAAGCUGAAAUUCAUGGGGCUGAUAUAUCGGUGUACAGAGCAGAUAGCGUUGUCGGUGAUGCGGAGCCGAUAGCCGAAGUUACUGAGAACGUAGGGCAAACUGGUGAAUCUACUCCAGGGCCUGGAUUAAUGGAUGAGUUUGUACCAGAAGAAAUGGGUAGAGAGGAUCCUCAAGGUGAUAGCCAAGAUAUGAUGUCACACUCAGUAGGAAAAGCUGACAGUGGUUCAAAAGUUUAUGGUUCAACAAAGGCUGAUUCUACUGAAAGCGGGAAGAAAAUAAGCAGUCUCCAACCUUCCCUGUCUUGCAAUGCAAUGAUAUCUUCUGGUUAUGACGCUUCUAAAGAGGAAGUCACACAGAAAGGGAAAGUGCCUCUUGAUUCAGAUUAUGCUAAUGGAAAUGGGCUAGGGCCAGCAAAUGGUGAAAAUGAUUAUGAAGCAGAAGCUGGAGAGUUUGAUCCUAUUAAGCAUCACAACAUCUAUUGUCCUUGGGUAAAUGGCAAUGUUGCUGCUGCUGGUUGUAAUGUUAACUGUGAUUUUAGUUCAAGCAACCCGGUAGCUGUUUGUGGUUGGCAGCUGACACUUGAUGCACUCGAUACUUUUCAAUCCCUAGGCCAUGAUCCAAACCAGACUAUGCAGUCCGAGUCUGCUGCUUCUCAAUAUAAGGAUGAUCACUAUCCUAGCCAGAAACUUCUGACACGCUCUGUAAGCAAAAAAAGCCAGGGGCAUCACUGACAGAGCCCUCAUUCAAGGUCUGAAGAGAGCAUUGUUUUGCAUGGACAAAACUCGGUGGCUCGGGUCCGAAGGAGGAGAUACUACGCUCUGCUUCUUUCCAAUGUAAUGUUAAUUAUAUCAACUGUACUUUUCAUCUUCUGUGUUCAGAGUGAACUGUAAGAUGCUCUACCGGGUAAUUGAAUUUCUGUCAGCUUUAUAAGAACAGAUUACUGUUCCUUUUUCCUAUUUUAUAACCAACGGUACGAUUUUGAACCGGCCAAUGAGAUGUAGAAACCUUAAGGGACUAUUAUGAACCAGCUCUCCUUGUAGUUCCAUGAUUUCACAAUCAAAGAUGGCUAUUUGCGAUGUAUAUGGUA
Molecule: messenger RNA, 4638 nt
Organism: Asparagus officinalis (garden asparagus)
Lineage: Eukaryota; Viridiplantae; Streptophyta; Magnoliopsida; Asparagales; Asparagaceae
Exons: 24
Coding region: 23-4282 (1419 amino acids)
Biological process (GO): protein phosphorylation; signal transduction
Cellular component (GO): nucleus
Molecular function (GO): ATP binding; protein kinase activity; zinc ion binding
Source: RefSeq, a predicted model, not a curated record